AUGAAGAAACCAGUCUUCAUGUGUGAAUACAGUUCAGACACCAAGGACUUCAGCAGACUACCACCAAAAGUUAGAGUAUCAUUACCAGAAUUCAGUUCUAAGACGAUCCAUUCGGCAAAGUUUUGCAAGUUGUUUGGAUAUUUAUCACCAUUAUCCACCACAACAGAAGAAAAUGGCUACGAGAUGAGGAAACCGAAAAAAGCAACAAGAGUAUUGCUAGAAAAACCAAAACUAAUCACUACUAUUAAUACUGGGGUUGUAAAUAAAGUGAAGAAUGGACAGACAGAGGAGGUGAUCAGACUACAGGACUGGACACCUCUCAAUAUGUAUGUUACCAAUUGUGGUGAUCUCCUGAUUACUAUGUACAACGUUUGGAAAUCACAAACCAAAGUUGUCCGUUACUCAGGCUCCACAGAGAAACAAAUAAUCCAGUUUGAUGAAAAGGGUAAACCUCUGUACUCAGGAAAUUACAACAUUAAGUACAUCACUGAGAAUGGAAACCUAGAUAUCUGUGUGGCUGACUGGGAAUGGGCUCUGUGGUAG
This is a messenger RNA of Saccostrea cuccullata (small rock oyster), 543 nucleotides long. RefSeq lists its product as uncharacterized. The record is from RefSeq and is a predicted model, not a curated record. Lineage: Eukaryota; Metazoa; Mollusca; Bivalvia; Ostreida; Ostreidae. Bases 1 to 543 code for a protein of 180 amino acids. The transcript has 3 exons.